AAAAGCAUCAGAAAAUUGUAAUUGAAUCCGCAAAAAAGAAUGCAGUGAUAGUGUGUGUUGAAAAAUUUCAAUGGAGCAUUUGAAAGCGCAUGGAUUGUCUAAAUGUUUAAGGGGAGACAGCACAGGUUGGAACGAAGAAAAAGAUUAUGUCGAAGAAUUGUUAUGUUUUUCUCAAGAAGUGAUUCGUUAUGCUGCGCAACUACCUUCAGGUGUCGACUAUCAUAUUUGUGAAAAUAUUCCAUCGUUUCAAGAAAAAUCGAAACAAUGUGAAAUGGAAAUAACCAACGCUUUACAAGCGUGUGCAUAUUUGUACUUGUUAGAUGAGGGAUCUUUUACAGCGCAACAAAAAGCACCGAAUCCUUCCACUUUGACUUGUCAUGAUUUUUCUGAUGUUUUAGAACUCCAAUUGUCUAAAGUUGGGCGUGCUCUACGUAGCUGUGAAGAGAAAGGAUUUGAUAUACCUUUAGUGCCGCCUAGGCUACCUUAUUCUAAAGAAAGUGGAUUAGCGAAAGAAGAGUCAGGCGAUCAAUCAGGAUUCCUUAAUAGUACAAUUACAUCAGAAAAAGAAGCCACACACGUGAAUGUUGAAAAGUUAAGCAAGCUAUUAAAGGUAAAUAAGGUGGACAAGGAAUUAUGGCAAAAUGCUUUUGGUUGUCCUUUGAAUAAAAUUGAGUUUUGUGAAUGCUUUAUACAAACGAAGUUUCAUAAGAAAACUCUUUUACCAGAGGUUUUCAACAAUGCAACAAAUCCUCUCGAUUUAUAUUUGUUACCUCAUUUAUAUGAAGAAGAAAUUCAUUCUUUAGACUGGGAAUGUGAAACAACACCGGAAGGUCAGCUGAAUCUUUUGGUUAAAAGGUCGCCUAGGAAGUUUUCACCAUUCUUGACAGAAGAUUUUAUUUAUGUUGACACGGAAAAAUCGUUAAAAAAAAUGAUUCAUCAUUUAAAAAGUCAAACAGUUUUUAGUCUCGAUACAGAACAUCAUGAUCGCCAUUCGUAUUCUGGUAUCACUUGUCUUCUGCAAAUCAGUACAGAGUUCCAUGAUUAUAUUGUUGAUCCUUUACAUUUAAGAAAACAUUUAUGGUUAUUAAAUAAAGUCACAACAGAUCCUGCCAUUCUUAAAAUAUUACAUGGAGCCGAUUGUGAUAUUCUAUGGCUUCAAGAAGAUUUUUCUAUUUAUAUUGUCAAUAUGUUUGAUACGUGUAUUGCAUCCCAAGUGUUAGCUAUACAAGGAGGCAAUUCUUUGGAAAAUUUACUUUAUUAUUUUUGUCGCGUUCGAACCGAUAAAAAAUAUCAAUUAGAAGAUUGGAGAAAACGCCCGUUAACAGAAAAAAUGAUUGACUACGCGCGUAAAGAUACGCAUUAUUUACUUUAUAUAGCCGACUCUUUGAUAAAUGCUUUAGUAGAUCGAACCGAAAAGGAAGAAACUAAUAAAGUUUUACAAGUUUUACAAAAAAGUCGUUUGUUAACUUUAAAAAAAGCUACGCAAUCUUGUAAAAAGAAUCGCAGUCUUGAAACUUUACGAAAGGAUCUGCCUUAUGAUCCCUUGUCCGACUUGUUACUGAUGCAUCUUGUCGAGUGGAGAGACGCAGUAGCUUGUAGUUUAGAUGAAUCACCUUGUACUCUGUUAUCAAAUGCUUUACUCAAACGUUUAGCUACCAACAGACCGGUAUCGUGGGAAAUGUUUCAAAGGUGUGUGUAUCCUCUUAAACCAGUUUUAAUGCAAUUGUCGGAAAAUAUCAUCGCCAUUAUUCAGAGAACAGUAAAUGCGUUUCAGGCGAGUGAACAGACUGACUCGGUGCUAAAUGAAAAGCUGAGCACAAAAAAACACUAUAAUGUUUUACUAGAGCCAUCUAACGAGUCGCGUUUCGCACCUGAUGUUGUUCCACCGACUAAUUUAGCACAACAUUUUGUUAUGAGUCCCGAAAAAUCAAAGGACGACACAGAAUCAACAUUCAAAAUUAUGGAUUCAACACAUUUUGUGUUUUAUGAAAUUCCAAAAUUUCAGGUUCAUGCAUCCAUUCAAUCUACAAAAGAAACUCUAGAAUGUCUUAGUCAUCCUUUAGCAGGAAUCGAAGAACUGUAUAAUUUAAAGGAAUGGAAUUGUGGUGAUCGUAAGCAUUCUCUUUUUGCGAAAGCUGUAGGGCAGCGUGUAGUUGUUAAUUGUUUAAAGUCAACAACCCGUCUGGCGGGCACUUUAACACAAAAGGGUUCAACUGCAGAAGAAAUGGUCCAGCAAACUCUUCUUCAACAAAUCCCUUCCAAAAUCAUUAAGCCAAAAGAGCUUGACGCGGAAAUGAGCAUUCUAAAGUGUGCUUCUAGAAAAAAUGAGCAAGGAAAAAAACAAAAGUUUCAAAAUAUAAUUCUUAGUGCCGCCGACAUGAUGAAAAAUGUCACACCCGCGACGUCGCUUUCUUCCAAUGAAUGUAGAAAAAGUACACGGCACACAACCAAUACAAAACAAGCACGCGAUGAGAAGAAAGAGUCAUGCCAACAGAGCAGUGAACAAGUGGGCACCCGUGGAAUACAACCCUUAACAAACUCGUUAAAAAAAAGAAAGCGUCUACGAAAAGCGUCUUCGAUAGUUAAUGCUGUAAUUCCGACAUGUGCUGUUGACGCAUCAUAUCUUAAAAUUCCGUCCUUACCUAGAACUCAUCGAUUUUUUGAAUCCGGUGGAGCCAUGUCCGAAAAAUACAAAGGUCCUAAUUCUUCAAAAAAACGUCGCAGAUUUGGUUUUAAAUAA
Messenger RNA from Hylaeus volcanicus, 2740 nucleotides. RefSeq lists its product as uncharacterized. Gene Ontology annotation, cellular component: nucleolus; nuclear exosome (RNase complex). The coding region runs from base 71 to 2740 and encodes 889 amino acids. The record is from RefSeq and is a predicted model, not a curated record. NCBI's taxonomy places the organism in Eukaryota, Metazoa, Arthropoda, Insecta, Hymenoptera, Colletidae. Gene Ontology annotation, molecular function: nucleotide binding; 3'-5'-RNA exonuclease activity; nucleic acid binding. The transcript is spliced from 6 exons. Gene Ontology annotation, biological process: TRAMP-dependent tRNA surveillance pathway; exonucleolytic trimming to generate mature 3'-end of 5.8S rRNA from tricistronic rRNA transcript (SSU-rRNA, 5.8S rRNA, LSU-rRNA); nuclear polyadenylation-dependent CUT catabolic process.